AUGACGUUGAAACUGAGACAGAAUGAUAAAAGCAGACAAUUCAGUACUUUAGUUCCAACAAGCAGAACUAUGAGGCUGUAUCCUUUGGGAUUUUCCAGACUGAAAAAUGUUUAUUCAAACUGGAACCCAAGAAACCCUCUCUUAAGUGACUUUGGUAAUGGAGUGCAGUCAUCUAUUAGAUAUCUAUUUCAGGAUUUCUUAAUUUUUAAAUCAGGAGAUAAUUUUCAAACAAAGGGCAUAGGCACUGAAACAGUCCUUACAGUUGACAGACUGCUUUGUCCUAGAAGACUGUCCUUUGAUUCAAAACACUCUCUUGACCCUGAUGAUGGAUUGAAGAAGAUAACAUUUCAUCAUAAGGCCUCCAAUGAAGAUGUGCUCACCAAGGAAACAAAACCAACCCCUGUCAACUAUAAAAAACUGUCUCAGGAGUAUAGUUCUCUGAGUGAUGUGUUCGAUACGUUUUCAGAAGGACCUAUAUUUCCCAGUAGUAAUUAUUUUUCAGCAAUGUGGAUAAUUGCCAAAAGGAUGUCUGAUGACCAGAAGCAUGUUGAAAAACAACUGAUGUUUAACCACCCUGCAUUUAACCAGCUGUGUGAACAAGUGGUGAGAGAAUCCAAGAUCAUGCACUGUGACCACCUGCUGUUCAGUCUUCAUGCUAUGGUGAAACUUGGAAUUCCUCAGAACACUCUGCUGGUACAGACUUUGCUGAGGGUGGUCCAAGAACAUAUCAAUGAGUGUGAUGAGAAAUGUCUUUCAGUUUUGUCAACUAUUUUAGAGGCAAUGGAGCCAUGCAAGAAUGUGGACGUUCUUCGAGCAGGAUUGUGGAUACUAGUUGAUCAGCAAGUCUGGAAAAUAGAGCGUGUCUUUACAUUACAAGCUGUGAUAAGAUGUGUUGGAAAAGAUGCACCAAUUGCUCUUAAAAGGAAACUGGAGAUGAAAGCCUUGAGAGAAUUAGACAGAUUUUCUGAUUUUGCCAUGAAUCACCGCUCUAUUAUACUUCUGGAUGAAUGCAGUAAGAUGGUCAUAGGUAAUAUCCAUGGGUGUCCUUUUAAAGUACUGAUCAACAUAUUGCAGUCUUGCAGAGACCUCCAGUACCAUAAUUUAGAUCUUUUUAAGGGAAUAGCAGAUUAUGUGGCUACAACUAUUGACAUCUGGAAGGUAAAGCAAGUUCUUUUUCUCCUCAUUUUAUUUGAAAACCUUGGCUUUUGACAUACUGAUUUGAUGGACUUGUUCAUGAAGAAAGUAGCUGAUCUUGCCUCUCUAAACAUGAAAAGCAUUAUCUGUAUUCUUCAUGUGUAUUCUUCUCUCAAUCAGUUCUACAAAUGCCAGACCUCAGAGUUCCAAGAAGUUAUGCUGGCUACUUCUCUGACUGGUUAUCUCCACCACAUCUUUUCUGAAAAUCUAUUAAAUGCUGUGUGUUCAUUUUGCUUGAUGAACCAUUUUCCCAUGGCCCUUAUUAAUCCACUUCUCCAAAAGGACGUCAUCAAUGAACUGCUGAUGUCAGGUAAUGAGAGGAAUGCUCACAAGCUUUGUAUUUUGGCUGCUUGCCUAAAACUGGAUAUUUCUUGUCAGAACACCGUAGAUUUGGCCCCACCACCGCUGCUGUCCACAGCAUUGUAUCCAAAUGUGAAGGUGGCAGAUGCGCUAAGUAGCCUUCUGGGAGAAGGAUACUUCUCAAAAAACAGACAGUUGACACACAAUUACCAUAUUGAUUUUGAAGUAAGAAUGGAUAUUAACAGGAGUCAACUGCUUCCAUUUUCCGACGUGGUAACUUCCGCUGCAGAUACUCAAGGAGUAGCUGUACUGUGUGUUCCUAGAUCUACUUACUGUUUGGAUUUAGCCCACCCCAGAGGAUUCCUUGCUAUGAAAAUGAGACAUUUGAAAGUAAUGGGUUUUCACGUGAUCUUGGUCCGUAAUUGGGAGGUAGAAAGGCUGGAGAUGCAGGAUGUAGUCACACUUUUGAAGACCAAACUCUACUCAGCUGACACCUUUCUUACAGCUGAUGCAAAUCUGCAAAGCACGUGUUAAAGUCAAAGCAGCUUUUUCGUAUUAGCAAACAUAAGUUUGUAAAAGAACUUUAAUAAAGACUACAAUUCAGAAAAAAAAAAUCUUUGAAAACAUAAAAUAAAAUAAAAAAGAUGGCACUUAAAAUGAAUCCUACAACAUAUAAAAAAAAAAAGACUAUAAACUACAACCAAAUUGUAUUCCCAAAGAGUAUGAAGUGGAACGAUUAGAUAUCUGUAUCCCCAGAUUACCCUAUACUGUAUACACAACUAACUUGAAAUGCAUUACAGAUAAAAAUGUAAGCACUGUUAAUUAUAAAACGUCUAGAUGAAAACAUACAAGAAAGUUUUUAUGACCUUAGGUUAGUCACAGAUUUCUUAAAUAUAACACCAAAACCAAGAUCCCUAAAAGGAAUAAAAGAGAUAAAUUGGACAUUAUGAAAUUUUGAAAAAAUGAAAAUGUAAGCCACAGAAUUGGAUAAAAUAUUUGCCAAUUAUGUCUGAUCAAACAUUUACAUCCAGAUAUAUAAAGAACUCUCAACAAGUAGACAAACCAAAGUAUUUAUAUAUAUUAAGGGCAAAUAAACCUGUGAAAAUAUGCUCAUUAUCUCUAGGGAUGUGUAAAUUGAAACCACAAGAAGAUGUCAAUUCACUAGAAUGACUAAAAUAAAAAAGAUAAUGAAAAGUGCUGGUGAAGAUAGGAAGAAAUUGGGAAAAUUUAUCCAUUGCUGGUGGAAAUGUAAAUGGUACAGCCACUCUGGAAAACAGUAGCAGUUUUUGAUAAAGUUCAAUACAUACUUAUUUAUGGAACCAAGCAAUUUCAUUUCUAGUUAUUGAAGUAAAAACUUACAUGAAACAAAGUCUGUGUCUACACAAAGACUUGUGCAUGAACAUUCAUAGCAAUGUCAUUCAUAAUGGCCCCAAGCUAGAAGCAAUCCAUGUAUCUAUCUGGUGGUUAGUAGAUAAACAAAACCUGGUAUACUUACAUAAAGGAAUGCUACUCAACAGUUUUAUAAAGGAAUAAACUACUGAUAUAUGAGACAACUUGGAUAUACUUCAAAAAUAUUACCCUAAGUGAAAGAAUAUAGACACAAAAGAUAAUUCCAUUUUGAUGAAAUCUCUAGAAAAAGCAAAACUAUAAAGAUGGCUAUUUUUGCCUACUGUAAGAGUGGGAAUUAACUGUAAAUGAGCAUGUGGUAACAUUUUGGGUUGAUAGAAGUGUUCAAAUAGUAGAUUGGGGUUAUGUUUGCACAACUGUAUAAUUUGCUGAAUCAUGAAAUUGUACGCUUGAAAUGGAUAAAUUUCAUGGUAUAUAAAUUUUACCUGAAUAAACCAUUUUUAAAGUUACCAUUUAAAAUAGCCUAAAAUAUUAAAAAUAAGAAUAAAUCUAACAAAGGAUGUAUUAGAUGUCUACAGAGAAAUACUACUGGGAGAAAUUAAAGAUAAUCUAAAUAAAUGGAAUGACAUAAUAUAUUCAUGGAUUGGCUGGCUCAGUAUCGUAAAGAGGUCAGAUCUCUUCAAAUUGAUCUCAAAAUUCAGUGAAGUCCUGGCCAAAAUAUCAGAGUGCCAAUGGCCCAGAAUAGGUAAGAUAAGUGAAGAAGAAUUAGAAAAAAGUUGGAGGACUUAAACAAUGAGAUAUCAAUAUAUAUUGUAAAGCUACAAUAAUUAGGAUAGUGCAGUAUUACUCAAGAAUAAACAAAUAGAUCAAUGGAACAGAAUAGAGAAUACAGAUAUAGAGCCAUUCAUCUAGGGACACUUGAUUUCUGAGAAAGGUGACACUGUGGAGCAUUGAGGAAAGGGCUGAGACAAUUGGGCAUUCAUGUGAGAAAAACAUUCCUCACAUAAUAAACAAAAAUAAAUUCUAGCUGGAUUGUUGAUCUGAAUGUGAGAGGUAAAACAAUAAGGCAUCUGAAGGUAAUACAGUAGAAGAUCAUAGUGAUUUGGGGAUAGCCAAAUUUUGCUUACCAAGAAGAAUUAUUUGUAAUAUGCAAAAAAUGGAAACUUCCUAAAUACUCCUCAACUGAUGAAUGGAUAAGUUAAUGUAAUAUGUCCACAUAGUGGAAUAUUAUUCAGCAAGGAAAAGAAAUGAAGUAUUGAUGUGCACUAUAACAUGGAUGAAGUUUGAAAACCUUAUGCUAAAUGAAAGAAACCAGUCACAAAAAACUAUAGAUUAUAUGAUUCCAUUUAUAUGAAAUGUUCAGCAAAGGCAAUUCAGUAGAGACAGACAUGGAUUAGUGCUUGCUUAGGGCUUGGUGAAGGUGAGAGUGUUGGGAGGAAUGGGAAGUGGCAGCUAGAGGGCAUGCAGUUUGGGGGUGAUAAGAAUAUUAUAAAAUUAGAUUAUUGUGAUUGUUGCACAAUCCUGGGGACACACUAAAGAACUUUGAAUUGUACAUUUUGAAUGAAUUGGAUAGUUUGUGAAUUAUUAUUUCAAUAAAGCUUUUUUUAAAAAAGCAAAAAAUGAAAAGAUAAAUAUAUUAGACUGCAUUAAAAUGAAAAGUUUUUAUACCAAAGACACUAUUAAAGGAGAGAAAAGGGGGCACCUGGGUGGCUCAGUCAUUAAGCGUCUGCCUUCGGCUCAGGUCAUGGUCCCAGGGUCCUGGGAUCGAGCCCCACAUUGGGCUCCCUGUUCUGCAGGAAGCCUGCUUCUCCCUCUUCCACUCCCCCUGCUUGUGUUCCCUCUCUUGCUGUGUCUCUCUCUGUCAAAUAAAUAAAUAAAAUCUUUAAAAAAAAAAGGAGAGAAGAGGCAAUCCACAAAAUGGGAAAUGAUAAUUGCAAUAUAUAUGUCUGUCAAAGGACUAGUUUCCAUAUGGAUAUCUUUUAUAAAUCAAUAAGAAAAAGAGAUAACCUGAUAGAAAAAAUGGGCAAUGGAUUUGAACAAGUUCUUCACAAAAGAAGAUAUCCAUAGAGCCAAUCAGUUUUUGAAUUGCUCCUUAUUAUAAUUAACCAUCAUGGAAAUGCAAAAUAAAGGGACUGUGAGAUACCACUGCACACACAUCAGAAUGACUAAAAUGAAGAAGACUGAUAAUACCAAGUGUUGACAAGGAUACGAAGCAACUGGAAUACUCAUACAUUGCUGUGUUGUUGAAAAUUAAUAUGAUCAUUUUAGCAAAUUGUCUGGCAAUAUCUGCUGAAGAUGAACAAUUAAAUGCCCUAUGAUUUUGCAGUUCUACUAGACAUAUGCUCAAAACUAUGAGAAUGGGGCGCCUGGGUGGCUCAGUUGGUUAAGCGACUGCCUUCUGCUCAGGUCAUGAUCCUGGAGUCCCGGGAUCGAGUCCCGCAUCAGGCUCCCUGCUCGGCAGGGAGUCUGCUUCUCCCUCUGACCCUCCUCCCUCUCAUGCUCUCUGUCUCUCAUUCUCUCUCUCUCAAAUAAAUAAAAAUAAAAUCUUUAAAAAAAAAACAAAAAAAAAACUAUGAGAAUGUUCAUAGCUCUGUUAUUUUUAAUAGCUCUCAAAUGGAACUCAAUCUGAAUGGUCAUCAACAGUAGAAUGAAUACAUAAAUGGUAUCAUCAUACAAUAAAAUAUUUAUAAAGCAAAGAAAAUGAAUCAGUUAUUUCAACUUGCAACAACAAGGGUGAGUCUCAUUAACAGAAGAAGCCAGAUAUGAAAGUGUAUGGACUGUAUGGCACCGUUCACAUAAAAUCCCAAACCAUGUAAAACUGAUCCAUAUUUGUAGAGGUCAGGAUAAUGGUUAGCUUUGAGAUGGAAUUAGGGGGGAGUUUCCAGGGUGUUGGGAUAUUCUCUGUCUUGACUUGGGUGGUGGUUACAUGAGUAUGUGCACUCUGUGGAAAUCCAUUAUAAUUUAUGCACUUUUCUGCAUGUAUGUUACAUUCCAUUUAAUAAGUUUUUUUUGAGAGUUGAUUGGAGUGAUGCAAAAAUGAGGGCAGGAUUUGAGAAAUUCAUAUAAUUAUCCAUGUGAAAUGAUGUGGGAAUCGGUAGAGGUGGGAAGAGAAAGAAGUGGCAAUUUGAGAGGCAGUUAGGAAGUAGUUUGGAUGUAGCUUGGUGGUUGAUUCAGUAUAGCAGUGUUCUAGGUUGAAUGGUGUCCCUGCCAAAGAUAUUUGAAAUCCUAACCUUCCAUUGCCUCAGAAUGUGACUGUAUUGGAAUCAUGGCCAUUGCAGAUAUAAUUAGUUAAGAUGAGGUCAUACUGGAAUAGGAUGGGCCCUUAACACAGUAUGACUGGUGUCCUUCCAAGUAGAGAAGAGACAGAGAGAUACACAGAAGAGAAUAUGGUAACAGAGGCAUAUAGUGAUGCAGCUGCAGGCUCACAAGUGCCAAGGGUUGAUGGCCACCACCAGAAGCUAGGAAGAGGCAAGGAAGGUUUCUACCCAGAGUCUCAGAGGGAGCAUAGCCCCAUGGAUACCUUUGAUUUAGGACUUCUUGCGUCCAGAACUGUGAGACAACACAUUUCUUUCCUUUGAGCCACACUCAGUUUGUGGUUUUUUGUUACAGUAGCCCUAGGAAACUCACACAGGGAGGAUGGAAAGGCAACCUCUGGGUGGAUGGUGCACUGAAUUGACCAAAUUGGAUUUUACAUGGACCAUCAAAGUAGAAUUUGAACAUUUAAUUAUGGGGAGAUGAUGCUUUUAGCAGACAGUAGAACACAAUACAUCAAGAAUUGAGCACCUCGAGAGAGCAUUUUGUUCCUUAUUCUGCAUUCGGCCGGGAAUUCACCUAAAUCUCUUUGCCUGGUCAGGAAUAUAUCUUCUUAAAGCAUUUAGGAGAAUGGCUCACAGGCUUCCUUAGAAUUAUUUGGAAGAAUGGCAGCAGGAAGGGCAGUUUGGUAUGGUUAGUUAACAUGUCCCUGCUUGUUUUUUCCAACUUGUGGGGCACAGCUGGAAGUGGAGUCCUGGAGACACUGUCUCUAUUUUAUUAUGCUUCCAGAAAUCUGAAUAAGGAAGCAGGGUUACUGCAAAUUAGCUACAUUUCCCUUUCUUUUUCUCAGUUUUGAGUUAGUGGGAGAUUUGCUGGGGCUUGUAUUCUUUUCAUCUUUUCAGGGGCAGUGGGAGAUGGCUGUCUGUCAGAGGCUUCUCUCCAGGCUGUCAUGAAAUGAAGAGGCGGCAAAGUCAUAUGUUCGAAGUUUGGAUUUCUGCCUCUUCCUCUUUAUUUUUGCGGUGGCCCUUUGACAAGGCUGACCUCCUUGUUCUCUGCAGAUUUUAUUCAGUGGUCGGCAUGUGAAUUUGAACAAACUUUCUCAUUGUUUUCCCUCCUGCUGUGACGGCCUGGGGUGGGAGUGGGGGGGUUUGCCCAUUGGUGGGAAAUGCCCCACUCAUCUAUCACUUUCGAAGCUGUCGAGGUUCUUUGUUGGGUCCAGAAGAAAAAUAAUCAGGUCUAGUCAAGCACCUUAAAUAUUCAAUAUGAUUAGAGGAAAAAUGAAUGGAUUUUGGAAACUCCUAUUGAUACUAAAUUCUACUCGCAGUUAGUCUUGGAUGUAAAUUUCAGAAAAUUAUAUGUAAAUGUACUCAUUAGUGCAUUGUAAUAUUGAACAUCUAUUUUGUCCCUGGGCAUUUUUUUUUUUCUUAGCUCAAAAGCUAUUACCACUGUUAUUAAAAACAGUAAUUGAUUUUCCAUUUUUUAAAAACUUGUUUUUUCCUUCCUGUUCCAUUUCAUCUCUGCAUUUUUGCCUGUGCAUUCCAAUAAUAUUUUCCUAAGGCUUGUAAAAGAAUUACAUUAUGCUCCAAUAAUUUUGAGGGCAAAGGGGAGGAAGGGCAAUGUGGUGUUACUGGAGAAGCUAUUUUAAAUUGGAAUGGGCCCAGAAAACAGACCCUCCAAUGACAAAUUGAAUGGCUUCAUGCUAAGGAUUUGAUUAUAUUGUGUGUGGUUUCAUCUGAACAUCAUAGAUCUUAUUUUGUAAUUAGAUAUUUUGAUAAAGCCCUAACUGAAUAGUGCU
Mirounga angustirostris (Northern elephant seal) is the source of this 7888-nucleotide messenger RNA. Its product is annotated as FAST kinase domain-containing protein 2, mitochondrial-like. Lineage: Eukaryota; Metazoa; Chordata; Mammalia; Carnivora; Phocidae. Gene Ontology annotation, cellular component: mitochondrial matrix; ribonucleoprotein granule. Gene Ontology annotation, molecular function: RNA binding. Gene Ontology annotation, biological process: mitochondrial RNA processing; regulation of mitochondrial mRNA stability. The record is from RefSeq and is a predicted model, not a curated record.